Ostrinia furnacalis (Asian corn borer) is the source of this 3079-nucleotide messenger RNA. Its product is annotated as nose resistant to fluoxetine protein 6. NCBI's taxonomy places the organism in Eukaryota, Metazoa, Arthropoda, Insecta, Lepidoptera, Crambidae. The record is from RefSeq and is a predicted model, not a curated record. Gene Ontology annotation, molecular function: acyltransferase activity, transferring groups other than amino-acyl groups. The transcript has 13 exons. Bases 273 to 2558 code for a protein of 761 amino acids.
ACUCCGACGCAGCAUGCGCCCGCGCACCUCGAUCACUUCUUGAUUUUAUCGUGAUAAAUUGACAAUCCCUUGCAAACAACGACAUCAUAAAUUAAAGUACGAACGAACUGACAGUGGAAGUAUAGAAGUGGUGUUCAAUUAAUUUUAUCUUGGUGGAAUACCGGGAUUUCACGCUUAUAAAGCAAAGGUAUUCACCGAUAAAAUGAGUACGACCCUGUGAAUUUCGUCUCUCCAUUGUUUGCAUCAUGAAAAUUACCCUCUAGAAUCUCAAAAUGUAUUUCAAAAUGUCAUCUGGAGGAAGGACAAUGUAUCUCGUGACUGUGUUAGUGCUAGUGAGUGUUGUUGGUGCAAAUGUGAACUCUACGAGUGAAGUGGCAGGGUCGAGGAUGGCUUGGAUGAAGGGUCUGCUGGACCACCACGACUGGCUGGAGUUGUUUGCGAAGCAAAGCUUGGAUCUGCCGAAACAGUGCGACGAAGACCUCAGGGCUUACCUUCAGGCGUUAAACGCUGGCGAGCUGUGGGCCUCUAAAAUGUACGAUGCAUCUGGCCAGUACAACCCCAAUAUGCUGUUCGGCAACGAGUUCUGGCUGGGCUCCAUGAUGGAGUGCCGCGACCUGCAGCUGCCGCAGUACUACGACCAGGUGCCGCCCUUCGACGCCGGCUUCUACGUCAUCAGGAUCAACAUCACCAUCGACAGGGAUCACAUACCGCAGGGAAGAACAAUACUGGUGGGCGAGUGCUUACCAGCCUCAUGCGGGGUGGCGUCAGUGGAGCAGGUGGUGAAAGCAGCAGAGGGCGCCGCCGCCGCCCGCGCCGCCGCUGCCGGAUUGUCCGCGUCGCUGCGAACGCUCAACGUGCGGCCUGUGCCUGGGCCCUACGAUGUAUACGCGGACCGCAAGUUCCAGAUACUAGCCUCGGUGAUGCUGCUGGUGGCUGUGCUGAUGGUGUUAGGGUCGUUCUACGAAGGAUACUUGGAGAGGAAAUACCGGCUGCUGCACGAGGCUGAAGACCUUGAGCUGGCCGACGAGGUCCACCAUAAACAUCUGAAUAACAAUGUGCCGCUGGCCGAUGGGAAGGCGGUCGCCGACAACAAGGACAAAGACCUUCGCAGGGAAACUUGCGGUAUGCUGGCGGAACUCCUUCUAUCCUUUUCAAUACUGUCAAACGGACGUACUAUACUCAGCACGCAGAGGCCUAGUGAUGGUGCCCUCACUUGUCUACAUGGAAUAAGAUUUCUAUCAGUGAUGUGGGUGAUCAUGGUGCACACCUACCUGACGGUGUUCUUCAUCGGAGACAACAAGACCAUGCGAGUGGUCACCGAGAGGAACUUUUUCUACCAAUCAGUGGGCAAUGCCUCUUACUGUGUGGAUACAUUCUUUUUCAUCAGCGGGCUGUUAGUGACAGUGCUCUUCCUCCGAAGCGAGGAUCGCAAGAACGCAAGGAGAGCCGAAAAGAAAGACAAGCAAGAUAUAAACAAAAAUAUCAACGGUUUCACCAACUCCGCGCUAUCGAUCUCCGUGAUCAGCCAGCAGUCGUUCAAAGAAGACUUGCUUGACACGAAAGUCAAAAUCUACAGGAAAGGAGAAGUGUUGAGGAUAGUGAAAUCGUUUUUCGUCUUGUUCUUUUACCGGGUGGUAAGACUGACGCCCGCUUACGCCUUUGUGAUUGGCAUUACAGAGGUAUCUCUCAGGUAUAUCUACAACCAGUCGGUGUUCGACCCUGCCAUCCCGGACCACAUCACGUGCGACCACUUCUGGUGGAGGAACCUGCUGUACAUCAACAAUCUGUUCACGAACCGCGAGAUGUGCAUGGUCUGGUCGUGGUACAUGGCGAACGACACGCAGUUUUAUGUGGUCGGCAUAAUACUGUUAUUAAUUUCUGUGAAACAUCCGAAACUCGCAGCAAUAUCGCUCGGUAUGGUGCUAUUAAGUUCUUGGGCGACGACGAUCUACAUAUCGGUGUGGCACGAGUACAAAGCGCGGAUACAGGAGCCCUUCGAAAUGUUCGACUCGCUCUACGAUAAACCUUGGUCUAGGAUCGGACCCUAUUUGAUCGGUAUGAUGGUGGGCUGUUACCUGCACAAGACAAAGUGCAAGGUCCGCAUCCCAUACUGGCUGGUGGUGGCAGGCUGGGUGGGGUCCCUGGCCAUCGUCGGCAGCCUGAUCUUCGGCAUGGUGGACGGCUACUUCGAGGUCUGGCCCACGGCCUUCUACGUUAGCGUUGGACACACUGCAUGGGGAGUGGCAGUAGCGUGGGUGGCCAUCGCCUGCUGCUGCGGCUACGGCGGGCUGGUCAACUCGCUGCUGUCGUACCGAGGGCUGCUGCCGCUCAGCCGGCUCACGUACUGCGCCUACCUCGUGCACCCCACCAUCAUGGUCUUCACCUGCUUCAUGCUGGACGGGCCCUACCACCUGCAGAACUCCACUGUGAUCACAACAUACGCCGGUUACGCCGUGCUAGCGUUCCUGGCUUCCUUCGCCAUCUCCAUCGCGUUCGAGGCGCCGGCAGUGCGGAUCAUCAGGAUCAUCAGUGGGGGGCACAAGCACAAGAGCCAGUGAGCACAGGCUGUGGUGAUCAGUGUAGCAUAUCAGUGUCGGGCCGUGUAUUCACUCGUAACAGCAGAAAAUACUGUCAUCGUAGUACUCAAAUUAUUUGAUUUUAUUAAUGUGAAUUUUAGUCACAUUGUGAUAACGUAGCUUUAAUCUGCUUUUUAAAUUGGACAACUCAAUUUUUAGAAGAUUAAUCCUCCAGCUACUGAAUAUUCAGAUCACACAAAUAUUCGGAUUCCGCUGUGACUAGCACAAUUAAUUUAUGAAAAUUAUCACACAAUUGCUGGGAUAAGUUAUCUCUGUCUGUUACAAUGCCUGCAGUUGAAUACGCGGCUUAAUAUAAAGUUAAAUUGUAAAGGUUGUGUUUCACACCUCCACAAAUAUUUGUAUAAAUGGGUAGAAUAUAGUCCAGUAGCCUGGGCUGGCCUCAUAAUGAUGUAGUUAAGAUUGAAUUAAGUAUUACCAAUUAAACAGCAAGACAUAGUAAUGACGAAAAUAUUGAUAAAAAAUAUCAUAUGAAAAACAACAAA